This is a messenger RNA of Xylaria bambusicola, 534 nucleotides long. RefSeq lists its product as uncharacterized. The coding region runs from base 1 to 534 and encodes 177 amino acids. The record is from RefSeq and is a predicted model, not a curated record. The transcript has 2 exons. Lineage: Eukaryota; Fungi; Ascomycota; Sordariomycetes; Xylariales; Xylariaceae.
AUGUCUCUCGCAGCUUUUCGCAAGCAAGCACAUCACGAUGAGCUCACGAAGCUCGCCAACGAGCACAUAAACACAGAUCUCGAACAGUCCGACCGCGAGGCGCUGAUGAAAGCUACAACGAGAAUUGCCACAAGCACGACAGUGGGCUCGCUGGUCGGGCUGGGUUUAGGUCUGUACGCCGCCAUCCGGCUAAGAAAGGUCCGCACCGAUAUGUUCGCGGCUUUCCGCGCCGCCGAAAAGCCAUCGUCCGUCGUUUUCGCAAACGGAAGACAAGAGCCAAUCCCCGACGUAACACCUUAUAUGAGGCCUACUAAAUUGGGCGACUUCGCCACGUAUUUCUUCUUCGGGCUAGGCGGUACCAUGCUUGGUGGUGAGCUUGGCCUGUUCACGGGGACACGGUCGGCGUCAAGAAACAUUGGCCAAGACGCAGCCAGGCGAGAGCGGCUCGAGAGGGCGUACCGGUUAUUUAAGAUCGACGUUCUGCGGAAAGAGCUGGCCCAGCUGGAAAGCGGUAGCACGCCCAUCCAGUUCUGA